Molecule: messenger RNA, 1849 nt
Organism: Tinamus guttatus (white-throated tinamou)
Lineage: Eukaryota; Metazoa; Chordata; Aves; Tinamiformes; Tinamidae
Gene: IL22RA1
Product: interleukin 22 receptor subunit alpha 1
Biological process (GO): cytokine-mediated signaling pathway
Cellular component (GO): plasma membrane
Molecular function (GO): protein binding; cytokine receptor activity
Source: RefSeq, a predicted model, not a curated record
AUGAAGCAGCUUCUGAUCCUCUGGGCCGUGUCUUCGGUGGUUGGGACUGUCGCUACGGAGAGAUCAUCAUGUCUGAAACACACAGCGUUUUCUUCCACGAACUUUGAGAACAUCCUCAUCUGGGAAACGGAGGCAGAUGUUCCUCCCGGCACGGCUUUCGAUGUGCAGUACAAACAGUAUGGCGAGAAGGUCUGGCUCAACAAGCGCGAGUGCCAGGGCAUCACGAGGCCCUUCUGCAACCUCACGCGCGAGACGGACAACGUGGCCGAGCAUUUCUAUGCCCGCGUGCGGGCCAGCGCGCCCGGCGCCUGCUCCGCAGACUGGGUGAGCUCCGAGAGGUUCCAGCCCCGCAAGGACACUGUCAUUGGAGCACCAGAAGUGGACUAUAUUCCUAAUGUCCGUUCCAUAAAGUUUCUUAUACAGCCCCCCUAUACACCGCUGAGAGGCGAGGACAACCGCCAACUAACCGUCGAGGACAUUUACAGCAAAUUUGGUGCUGUCGACUAUCACUUAACAAUAUUCAACCAAAGGACACACCAAAAGUGGACAAAGAAUGAGCACAGCAAAGAAUUUGAAGUUUCCAACUUGGACCCGGACACCGAGUAUAACGGAACGGUGCACAUCAGCAUCCUCGAGAAAAGCAGCAGAGCUCGAGUGUUUGGGGUUCGCACUUUAGCAGAUAACACCUGGCUGCUCUAUUGUCUUGUGGCACUCGUGUUCGCGGCAGGACUGGUGUUUGCUGCAAUCAGCUACGUGAUCUACAAGUACGUCAAGCAACGCAGUGCACGGCCCAUGUCCUUGGAUUUCAGAGGGAUUUCACCCUUCCGGCCUCUUACGCUGACACUGGAGCAUAUUAUAAAGCCCAUUAAUUUAUCCAAACCUGCACUUUUAACCCCUGAAAUGCAGUUACCGCAGAUCAGCCAGCGUCUGGACAAAGCCCUGGAUCCACAAGGGUCUUCUGGUCCACCUGAAACUAUCUAUCAGCAACAGGCCGGGGUGGCAGCCCUGCUGCCACACGCGCAGUCCCACUGCCCGGUCACCCCCUCUGCUCCGGCCUACGCUCCGCAAAUGGCUCCGCAAAGUGUCCCCUGCGCCGGGCCCGGCCACGCUCUGCCCCUCAACUACGGCGUGUGUGUCGAAGGCACCGGCCAGGCUCACCAGGAGAAACUGCAGCCAAACCAGCCGCUAAAGGAAGUUUCUGCAGAUUAUUUUGUUGGUGGAAAGCUGGUAAUCCAGAGCGUGGACAACACCUGGAGUCACUGGAAUUACAAAGAACAGAGGCCAGAAGUGUCCGUGUGGGAGAGCAGCGACACGUGCUUGCAGGGGAGCCCUGGGCAAACAGGGCAGCUGCUGCUGCAGCCCGGGGCGGUGACAAGGAAAGCGCAGGGACCCCAGCGGCCACUGUCCCUGCUGCACCACGGGGGCUGCUGCAGCCAGCAGAGCGCAGAGCUGCCGCCGUCGCUGCAAGUCGACCGGCGCUCUGGGCCCGAGGAGGAAUCCCUGCCGUCUGUCCCCACGGGUUUCCUCCUCUCACUCUUGAGCGGUAGCAGCCUCCCUGAAGAGCGUGACACGGAGUGGUGGAUGUCACCGGAUCCAUUCUCACAUCCUGAAAAUAAAUGGCAGUCCCCAGAGACUCGAGAAACAGAGAUGCUCAAGGCAGUGGAGGAACUGAGCUGCACAAAACUGAGCAACGCUCUGUCCCAGGACACCAGCUCCGGCCAGGACAGUGGCGACCCCCUUGCUAUGCUGUUCAAAGACAUAGAUUUAAAGGUUCAGUGGGAGCAAGGUAUGGAUGAGAACAUGGAAAUUUAUUAGAACAUCCUGAUAUUAAAAUCCUGAUGCUAUUUAC